This is a messenger RNA of Rotaria sp. Silwood2, 735 nucleotides long. The record is from the annotation of a GenBank genome assembly. NCBI's taxonomy places the organism in Eukaryota, Metazoa, Rotifera, Eurotatoria, Philodinida, Philodinidae.
AUGAAUGAAAAUAAAACAGAAAUGAUUGAUAUUAAAAUAAAAGUAAAUAAUAUUAAUCAUUCAAAUGAGAGAAGAACAACUUCUCGUAUAUGGACAAUUCGUUCAUAUUUAUUUUUAUUAUGUUUGACAGUUUUAUCACAAUCAAUGAUAUCAUCUGGUUAUAUUGGUUCAAUUGUUUCAUCAUUAGAACGUUAUUAUGGUUUUUCUACUUCACGUUUAGGUGUUGCGUUUAGUAGUUAUGAUAUAAUGGGAGUUUUAUCAAUACCAUUAAUAUCAUAUUUUGGUUCACAAAAUAAUCGACCACGAAUAGUUGCUUUUGGUGCUUUAUUAUUUGGAAUUGGAAAUAUUUUAUUUAUUUUACCUUAUUUUAUAAAUGGUUAUGAAAAAGAAACAACAACAAAUUUAUCAAAUCAAACAAAUGAUCAUUUAUGUCAAUCAAAUUCAUCCAGUCAAAGAAUUUAUUCUCAUGAUCUUUGUUCACCAUUAUCUACAGCUAAAAUUUUAUCUCAUUUAACACCAAAUUUACUUGAUAAACACAUAUCAAAUACAUAUGUAACACCAAAACCAGUUUGGACUUAUUAUAUACUUAUAUUAGCAAUGAUAAUAAUGUCAAUUGGUGCAAGUCCAUUUUAUACAUUAGGAGUUACAUUUUUAACUGAUCAUCUUAAUAAAGAUGAUCAAGCUAUUUGUACAAGUCAAAAACAAAAAAAAAAAAAAAGAAUUGAGGUAAAAUAA